CGGAACCGGAAGUGCCGGAGCCGCCGCCGCCGCCGCCGCCUCUGAGCGCCGCGUUCGCGCCGGGAGCCGCGGGCGCCGCCGCCGGGAAGCCGCCAGCGGGCCGGGAGUGCGGGCGGCGCGGCAUGAGGCGGCGCGGACCCGCUGCCUAGGCCGGAGCGUCGGGCGGGCCGGCAGCAAGCAGGGGUGGACGGUGAGGAGAGACUCCUGCGGGAGGAGAGCAGUAUGAGCAGAAGGCUCUGCGCCUGACGUCGAGUCCUUGAAGACGAUCUCUUUGCAUGUGGAGGCGAUCUGAGCAGAUGAAAAUACAGUCAGGAAAAUGCAACAUGGCGGCGGCGAUGGAAACAGAGCAGCUGGGGGUGGAGGUGUUUGAGACCGCGGCGUGCGGGGCGGAGUGCGGGGCCGACCCCGACCCCCGCGACUCCCGGGGCCGGCCCGAGCCCGAGCCGUUCUACGUGGAGCGCCAUUCCUGGAGCCAGCUCAAGAAGCUGCUGGCCGACACGCGGAAGCUGCACGGCUGCGCCCUGGCCAAGGCGCCGCACGACUUCCUGUUCGUGAAGCGCGGCGACGCCGACGGGCCCCACUCGCACCGCAUCUACUACCUGGCGAUGUCUGGUGAGAACAGAGAAAACACGUUGUUUUACUCUGAAGUUCCCAAGACCAUCAACAGAGCAGCAGCCUUAAUGCUUUCUUGGAAGCCUCUUCUGGAUCUUUUUCAGGCGACGCUGGACUACGGGAUGUAUUCUCGCGAGGAAGAGCUACUGCGGGAGAGGAAGCGCAUCGGGACGGUCGGGAUCGCCUCCUAUGAUUACCACCAAGGGAGCGGGACGUUUCUGUUCCAGGCCGGCAGUGGCAUCUACCACAUCAAGGACGGGGGCCCGCAGGGCUUUACUCAACAACCCUUACGGCCCAAUCUAGUGGAGACUAGUUGUCCCAACAUUCGGAUGGAUCCCAAAUUGUGCCCCGCCGACCCAGACUGGAUUGCCUUCAUACACAGCAACGACAUCUGGGUGUCCAACAUCGUGACCAGAGAGGAGAGGAGGCUCACCUACGCGCAUAACGAGCUGGUCAACAUGGAGGAGGACCCCAGAUCUGCUGGAGUGGCGACCUUUGUUCUUCAGGAAGAAUUUGAUAGAUAUUCCGGCUACUGGUGGUGUCCACAAGCUGAAACAACUCCUAGUGGCAACAAAAUUCUUCGAAUUCUGUAUGAAGAGAAUGAUGAGUCUGAAGUGGAGGUCAUCCACGUCACGUCGCCCAUGCUGGAGACAAGGAGGGCAGAUUCAUUUCGCUAUCCGAAAACCGGUACAGCCAACCCUAAAGUCACCUUUAAGAUGUCAGAAAUGAUGAUUGAUGCCGAAGGCAGGAUUCUAGAUGUCAUAGACAAGGAACUCAUUCAGCCCUUCGAGGUUCUGUUCGAAGGAGUUGAGUACAUUGCCAGAGCUGGCUGGACUCCAGAGGGAAAAUAUGCUUGGUCCAUUCUGCUAGAUCGCUCCCAAACCCGUCUACAGAUAGUGUUGAUCUCGCCUGAAUUAUUUAUCCCAGUAGAAGACGAUGCCAUGGAAAGACAGAGGCUCAUCGAGUCAGUGCCUGACUCUGUGACGCCACUGAUCAUCUACGAAGAGACGACGGACAUCUGGAUAAACAUCCACGACAUCUUUCAUGUCUUCCCCCAAAGUCAUGAAGAUGAAAUUGAGUUUAUUUUUGCUUCUGAGUGCAAAACCGGUUUCCGUCAUCUGUAUAAAAUCACGUCUGUCUUAAAGGAGAGCAAGUAUAAACGGUCCAGCGGUGGUCUGCCAGCCCCAAGUGACUUCAAGUGUCCCAUCAAAGAGGAGAUAACCAUCACCAGCGGCGAAUGGGAAGUGCUGGGCCGCCACGGAUCGAACAUCCAGGUAGAUGAAGCCAGAAAGCUGGUGUACUUCGAAGGCACCAAAGACUCUCCCCUCGAGCACCAUCUGUACGUGGUCAGCUACGCCAGCCCGGGAGAGGCGACGAGGCUGACGGAGCGCGGCUAUUCCCACUCCUGCUGCAUCAGCCAGCACUGUGACUUCUUUAUAAGCAAGUACAGCAACCAGAAGAACCCACACUGUGUGUCCCUUUACAAGCUCGCAAGUUCGGAAGACGACCCGACUUGCAGGACAAAGGAAUUCUGGGCCACCAUUUUGGAUUCAGCAGGUCCUCUUCCAGACUACACCCCUCCAGAAAUUUUCUCCUUUGAAAGUACGACAGGAUUCACCUUGUAUGGAAUGCUGUACAAGCCUCAUGAUCUGCAGCCUGGAAAGAAAUACCCCACGGUGCUGUUCAUCUACGGUGGUCCUCAGGUGCAGCUGGUGAAUAAUCGGUUUAAAGGAGUCAAGUAUUUCCGCCUGAACACCCUGGCGUCUCUGGGCUAUGUGGUCGUGGUGAUUGACAACAGGGGCUCCUGUCACCGGGGGCUGAAGUUUGAAGGCGCCUUUAAGUAUAAAAUGGGCCAGAUAGAGAUCGACGACCAGGUGGAAGGCCUACAGUACCUGGCUGCCCGCUACGACUUCAUUGACCUGGAGCGAGUGGGCAUCCACGGCUGGUCCUACGGAGGCUACCUCUCCCUCAUGGCUCUGAUGCAGAGGUCAGACAUCUUCCGGGUCGCCAUCGCGGGGGCCCCCGUCACCCUGUGGAUCUUCUAUGACACGGGCUACACGGAGCGCUACAUGGGCCACCCCGAGCAGAACGAGCAGGGCUAUUACUUGGGCUCGGUGGCCAUGCAAGCGGAGAAGUUCCCCUCGGAACCAAACCGUUUACUGCUCUUGCACGGGUUCUUGGAUGAGAAUGUCCAUUUCGCACACACCAGUAUAUUACUGAGCUUCUUAGUGAGGGCUGGAAAGCCUUAUGACCUACAGAUCUAUCCUCAGGAGAGACACAGCAUAAGAGUUCCUGAGUCCGGAGAGCAUUAUGAACUGCACCUCCUGCACUACCUCCAGGAAAACCUGGGCUCCCAUAUCGCCGCUCUGAAGGUCAUGUGAUUUCCGCCCGUGGGCCGGUGCACUGGCUUUUGACGGAGGAGGAGGAGGAGGAGGAGGAGGAGGAGGAGGAGCUCUGAUCAGUGCGGCACACAGGCUCCAUCACCACGUCACUUCUGCUUUGGGAAGCCCGUCCGGUGCCAUACAGCCCUGCGGCUCAUGAACGCUGACCCGGCCCCUGACCCCACACUCUGCGUUGAAUGGCGUGUGCUUUCACGGGGUCCAGAGAUCCCAUGAAAACUUCUGAAAGAAAGAAGACGCUAGCCCCUGCCCCACACUACCUGAUUUUCACUUUCAGUAGCGUUAUAAUCCCAUGGACUUAAUUGUUUUUACAGUAUAAUUCUGAGUUCGUUCAAAUCUGAUGACAUAAGUGAUUGGUUUGGUUUGGUCUGAACCCAGACUUUCUGACUAGUUGCAGAUUUGAGAGUUGCACUUCAAUGUAAUUGAAUAACUUAUACUUCAUUGCCUGGGUGUAACCAGCAUGUCAUGAACUAAUCACUAUUAAAUCUAUGACUUAACCAGUCA
Messenger RNA from Erinaceus europaeus (western European hedgehog), 3515 nucleotides. It is a transcript of the gene DPP8, whose product is annotated as dipeptidyl peptidase 8. The record is from RefSeq and is a predicted model, not a curated record. Bases 276 to 2993 code for a protein of 905 amino acids. Gene Ontology annotation, molecular function: serine-type peptidase activity; dipeptidyl-peptidase activity. Gene Ontology annotation, biological process: proteolysis. The transcript is spliced from 21 exons. Lineage: Eukaryota; Metazoa; Chordata; Mammalia; Eulipotyphla; Erinaceidae.